AUGGCGACUGCAGCAGAGGUACACACAGCCACAAUCAUGGGACAGAAUGCUGACCUGACUGUUGUUCAGAAGUCAGUUAUUUGCACCCUCAACAAGGAGGCAUCAACAAUCAGGAUUGUGCUACUGGGAAAAAGCAAGGCCAAACAGACAAAACUUGGUAACAUCAUCAUCAGAGACCAAGUUGUUUAUCAACAAAAACGUCAGACCAAACACUCAGAGGCCCACAGUGGGGACUGGAGAGGAAACCCAGUAACAGUCGUGAAAACUUCAGACGUGUUCAGUCUGUCUGUGGAGGCUGUGAGAAGAGAGGUGAAGAGCUGUGUGAGUCUUUGUCCUCCUGGACCAAAUGUUCUGCUGCUGUUAGUGAAACCUUCUGAUUUCACUGAAGAGAACAGACAAGCACUGAAGUUCAUCCUGAGUUUGUUUGGUCAAGAUGUUUUUAAACACUCAAUGGUCAUCAUGACACACAGAGAGGAUAUACAGAGCCCUGUAAAGAAGCUGAUUGAAAACUGUGGAGGAAGAUGCAUCUAUAUGCUUGAAGAUAAUCAUGAUCUUAUGAAGAAGAUUGAAAACAUUGUAUGUGAGAAGGAGGGAAACUUCCUCACCUUCACUGAAGAGUCCACAAGACCAAAGUCUGAACUCAACAAACCAGCUUUAAACCUGGUUCUGUGUGGGAGAGAGGGAUCCGGAAAGACUUCAGCAGCAAAGGUCAUUUUAGGUCAGACAGGUCUUAAUCCAGUCUCCAGCUCAUCAGAGUGUGUUAAAUAUCAGGGAGAGGUUUGUGGACGUUGGGUUUCCCUGGUGGAGCUUCCUGCCUUGUAUGAAAAACCUCUGGAGGAAGCGAUGGAGGAGUCACUCAGAUCUGUCUCACUCUGUGAUCCUGAAGGUGUCCACGCCUUCAUCCUGGUCCUACCUGUGGGUCCACUCACUGAUGAGGACAAGGGAGAGUUAGAGGCCAUCCAGAACACAUUUGGGUCUAAAGUCAAUGAUUUCACUAUGAUCCUGUUCAUGUCAGAGUCAGAUCCCAAAGAUCCAGCUGUAGUUAACUUUGUAGAAAAAAGCAAGGAAAUCACAGAAAUCAUUCAGAGCUUUGGAGGGAGAUCUUUUGUUCUCAACAUCAAGGACAACCAGCAGAUCCCAGAGCUGUUGCAGAUGCUGGAAAAGAUGACGACUGGAGAAUCCAGAUGCUUCACCAAAGACACAUUCACUCAGUCUCAGAUGGAGAAAAUUGUCCGACUUCAAACUGAGCUGCAGGAUGUGAAACAGAGGAGGGUGAGGGAAGCUGAUAAUGACACCCAGAGCAGAGAAUGUCUCAGGAUAGUUCUGAUUGGAAGGACUGGCAGUGGAAAAAGUGCGACAGGAAACAACAUUUUGGGAAAAGAUUGUUUUUACUCUGAUUCCAGCUCAAAGUCUGUGACCAAGGCUUGUGAAAAAGCAACUGGAGAGAUUGAUGGUCAGCCUGUGGUUGUGGUUGACACCCCCGAUUUGUUUGACACAGCUCUGUCUGAUGAGGAUGUUCAGCAGGAGCUUGGGAAAUGCAUCAGCAUGCUGGCUCCUGGACCUCAUGUGUUCCUGCUAGUGCUGCAGAUCGGCCGCUUCACUAAGGAGGAAAAAGACUCAGUGGAACUGAUCCAAAAAUAUUUUGGAAAGCAUGCAGCAGAUUUCAUCCUUGUUGUAUUCACCAGAGGUGAUGAUCUCCGUCAGUCAACUGAGAGUUACUUAGAGGACUCUGAUGACGUAUUGAAAAAACUGAUCCACGACUGUGGAGGAAGAUACCAGGUCUUCAAUAACAAGAACCAGACAGACCGCACACAAGUCAGAGAGUUACUGACUAAAGCAAACAAAAUGCUUGAAGACAAUGGCGGCAGCUUCUACACAUCUGAUAUGUUCCAAGAGGCUGAGGCGGCGAUAGAGGAAGAAGUGGAGAGGAUCCUGGAAGAAAAAGAAGAAGAAAUGCAGAGACAGAAAGAGGAGCUUCAGAGAAAACAUGAAGAAGAAAUGGAAGAAAUGAAGAAAAGAAUGGAGAAACAGAGGAAAGAAAGUGAACAGCAGAGAGAGAAACAACUCAGAGAAAUGGAGGGAAAAAUCAACAAGGAGCGAGAAAAGAGGAAGAAAGAGCAGGAAAAGAGAGAAGAGGAGGACAGGAAGAGAAAAAGGCAGGAUGAACUUAAACAGAAAGAGUGGGAGGACAAACUUGAAAACCUGGAGAGAAAAAUAAAGUUAGAAUCAGAGGAAAAAGAAACCAUUGAUAAAAAGUGGGAACAGAGCAGAAAAGAGCUGAGAAAACAGCAAGAGGACUGGGAGAGGGAAAGAACUGAAUGGUGGAGACAGAGAAGGCUUGAAAAUGAGAAAAUACGACAUGAAGAACAGUUAAAAAUUAAAAAGCUUCAAGAGGAGUAUGAUCAGGAAAGAGAAAAAGUUGAGAAAAAGAGAAGAGAGGACGACCAAAGACGAAGAGAACAGGAGGAGAAGGAGAGAAGAGAACUAGAGGAAAACUAUAAGAAAAAAAUGGAGGACAUGAAGAAGAGGAAUGAAGAGGAGGCCAGAAAACAAGCUGAAGAAUUCAAUGAGUUCAGAAAAAAUUACGACAAAGACUAUAAUGAACUAGAAGAGAAACGCAUGAAGGAAAUGCGUAAAUUGAAGAAAAAGCAUGAGAGACAACUGUAUGAGGAAGAGAGGAGACAUAAGAAACAGUACAGGCUGUUACAAGAAGAAAGAGAGGAUCUGAGGAAAAAGCAUGAGCAAGAAAUGAAAGAAAAGGAGGAUCUGAAGCAAAAGCAUGAGCAAGAUAUAAAAGAAAAGGAGGACCUGAGGAAAAAGCUGUGGAGGUAUCAUGUUUUGCAUAUAAGUAUAUUACUAAUAUACUCACUUAUUUAUAUAUAUACUACUACAGAGCUGUCCUUGGGUAACCUCUGAUCAAGUUAGGUUUUGUUAGGUUUUGAGAAAGGAUGUUGUGGAUGUCCAAAGAGGGCAGUGUUUACUGACCAGUAUGAGUGUUUAGUGUGAUAAGUGGGGCCAAAACAAUAUCUGGACUCCUAACUGUUCAGUUUCAGGAGACUACGAUGGAAUAACAGGAAAUGUUUUGUAAGAGACAAGCUGAAGAAAAAGCAUGAUGAAGGACUUAAAGAAAAAGAGGAUCUGAAGAAAAAGCGUGAGCAAGAAAUAAAUGAACUUAGAAAAAAUACCAAAAAAUGUAUCAUCCUCUGAUCUCUUCAACUCUUGAUCAUUUAAAGACAGAAGAAGAUGUUUCUUAAUGAUUUAAUGAUAAUAGUCAUAUAGGAUGUUAAGAUGCUUAAAGUGUUGAAUGAGGCCACAAAAUGACUUUGACAUCGAUAAAAACAGUGUCUCUGUCCUUGCAAAUACAUUUUCCUCCAAACAUUCAUGGGAGACAAAGUUACAACAACUAAGCUAAUCUUCAGUUAUGUGACUGAUGUGGAAGCCUGGAGGGCAAAAAGAGUUGAGGAAAGUGGCAGCUUUCAUUGAAUUCUCCAUGAAGCUGCUGAAGGGCUUUUUAAAAAAUUCUAUCUCUUCAAAACAACAUGUUUACACUUAAUGUCAACAUUAGAAAAGAAGAUAUUAAGAUAAACUAUUUUUGGACACUUGUGACCCUCAUACAGCACCCUGGACAUUAAUGCUAUUGCUAUAAACAGUAAUGCACCCACCAGACCUUCACAACAGUGAAGUUUUUACUAAUAUUUAGUGGAGAAUCCUUUCUCUAACACUGUUAACAGGAUGAAAACCUACAAAAGUAAAGACUGCUUUUUGUAUUUUCAGUGUUGCUGGGUUGCAAUACUGCAGUUUGGGAAGUGAAGAGCAAAUAAUUCAUAAUCAUUAAAAAAAUAAUGUUUAUUAACUGGCAUUGAUAGUUAUUGUUGGUUGAAAACCAUUUUAGGAUCUUGUUGGCUAUGAGGUUGUCAAACUAUUUGAAUGUUUUUUUGUUUGUUUGUUUGCAGCAAAGUAUUUCUAAACACUUUUAAAUCAGUAUCAUUAGUUUAAUAUUUUCUGUUUGCAUGUUUGAAUAUUCAGUGAUCAAACCAAAACAUACUAUUGGGCUUGUUGCCACA
Cheilinus undulatus (humphead wrasse) is the source of this 4064-nucleotide messenger RNA. RefSeq names its product GTPase IMAP family member 8-like. Gene Ontology annotation, molecular function: GTP binding. Lineage: Eukaryota; Metazoa; Chordata; Actinopteri; Labriformes; Labridae. The record is from RefSeq and is a predicted model, not a curated record. The transcript has 3 exons. The coding region runs from base 1 to 2916 and encodes 971 amino acids.